Messenger RNA from Zingiber officinale, 961 nucleotides. Its product is annotated as 60S ribosomal protein L19-3-like. Gene Ontology annotation, biological process: translation. NCBI's taxonomy places the organism in Eukaryota, Viridiplantae, Streptophyta, Magnoliopsida, Zingiberales, Zingiberaceae. Gene Ontology annotation, molecular function: structural constituent of ribosome; RNA binding. Gene Ontology annotation, cellular component: cytosolic large ribosomal subunit; ribosome. The transcript has 5 exons. The coding region runs from base 69 to 683 and encodes 204 amino acids. The record is from RefSeq and is a predicted model, not a curated record.
UAUGUUCUUCCGCUACUUACUUCCCUUUGAUUCAUUUCUUCCCGGACGACUGCCUAAAAGCAAAGGGAAUGGGAUCGCUCAAGCUCCAGAAGCGGCUUGCCGCGAGCAUCCUCAACUGCGGUCGCGGCAAGGUGUGGCUCGAUCCAAAUGAGGUCAACGAACUCUCCAUGGCCAACUCACGCCAAAAUAUUAGAAAGCUGGUCAAGGAUGGUUUUAUCAUCCGGAAGCCAACCAAGAUUCAUUCACGUUCACGAGCAAGGAGGGCACUGGAGGCAAAGAGAAAGGGGCGCCAUUCUGGAUAUGGGAAACGCAGGGGUACAAGGGAAGCUAGGCUUCCAACAAAAGUGCUUUGGAUGCGCAGGAUGAGAGUUCUUCGGCGGUUGCUGCGGAAAUACCGCGAGUCAAAGAAGAUCGACAAGCACAUGUACCAUGACAUGUACAUGAAAGUGAAAGGUAACGUCUUCAAGAACAAGAGAGUCCUGAUGGAGACUAUCCACAAGUCCAAAGCUGAAAAGGCCAGAGAGAAGACCUUAUCUGACCAGUUUGAAGCCAAAAGAGCCAAGAGCAAGGCUAGCAGAGAAAGAAAAAUUGCUAGGCGAGAGGAACGGCUGGCUCAGGGGCCUGGAGACCGAGUACCCGCUCCUGCUGCCCAAACGGAGUCUUCCAAAAAAGCAAAGAAGUGAAGGCAACUAAAUUUAUCUGCUUCUAAAUCUAAAGAUCCCAAUUAGCUCCAAGCUUUACUCACAUAAUCCGUCUUUGUACAUUUUUGAUUUGGUCGUGUAUGUGUCCUUUCAGCGGUGUUGUUUUAUCAGAAAGUGCUGUAAUGCUCGUGCGCUGCACUAUUUUUUAAUUUUUGUUUUGAUAAUGAGGUUUUAGAAUCCCGCUUAUUGAUUGGAACGGAAUUAUUGUCUCACUACGUAUGUUAUUAACUGCUCUAGUUUUUUGGGCUAUGGUUAACUAA